Molecule: messenger RNA, 1086 nt
Organism: Trichoderma gamsii
Lineage: Eukaryota; Fungi; Ascomycota; Sordariomycetes; Hypocreales; Hypocreaceae
Product: taurine dioxygenase
Exons: 4
Coding region: 1-1086 (361 amino acids)
Cellular component (GO): cytoplasm
Molecular function (GO): 2-oxoglutarate-dependent dioxygenase activity
Source: RefSeq, a predicted model, not a curated record
AUGGCUCCCGCAGCAGUUGAAGCUCCAGCUAUUAUUCAUGACCUGCCCAUAAAGACCAAGGCCCAGCAGCCUGUCGCCCUUGCUGGCACCUUGGAUCAAUAUGAGUCUUUCGACAUCACUCCAGUCAUCGGCCGUGAAUUCCCCAAGGCCAAUCUUGUAGAGUGGCUGAACGCUCCCAACUCCGAUGAACUCAUUCGUGACCUCGCUGUCACUAUCUCACAGCGUGGUGUCGUCUUCUUCCGCGCCCAAGACAACCUCACCAAUGACCUCCAGAAGGAGCUGAUUCUUCGCCUUGGCAGAUUGACCGGACGUCCUGCUACAUCUAGCUUGCACAUUCACCCUGUUUUGAACAACGAACGAGAGCUUGGCGGCACUGAUCCCGAGAUUAGCACCAUCAGCUCAGUUCAAUUCGACAAGUUCUACAAGCAGACUGGUCCAGGAGAGCUCAGCCCCAAGAAGCAAAAGGCCGCCAGCUGGCACAGCGAUAUCGCCUUUGAGCCUGCCCCAGCUGACUACACUUCUCUUCGCCUGACUAAACUUCCACCAACUGGAGGCGAUACCCUUUGGGCUUCUGGCUACGAAAUCUAUGACCGCAUUAGCGAGCCUUAUCAAAAGUUCCUCGAGUCUCUGACUGCUACCUUCCAAACACCCUCAUUCAACGAAAUCGCUGCACGUGGUGGCUUUGAGCUGUACACCAAGCCUCGCGGUGCCCCCGAAAACAUUGGCUCAGAGCUCAAGGCUAUUCACCCCGUUGUGCGAACCAACCCCGUCACAGGAUGGAAGAGCAUCUUCCCUGUUGGCGGCCAUGUCAAGCACAUCAACGGAGUGACUGAAGAUGAGAGCAACAGACUGCGCCAGUGGUUCUUGGACCUUGUCCAUGAUGGCCAUGAUCUGCAAGUGCGAUUCCGCUGGCAGAACCCCAACGACAUUGCUAUCUGGGAUAACCGGAGCGUGUUCCACACUGCUACAUACGAUUACACAGGCUUGGGCGAGCGCUUUGGCAACCGAGCUGUUGGUGUAGGCGAGAGACCCUACUUUGACCCCAACAGCACUUCCCGCCGGGAGGCUUUGAGCAAACAAACUUAA